This is a messenger RNA of Cannabis sativa, 4092 nucleotides long. RefSeq lists its product as uncharacterized. Lineage: Eukaryota; Viridiplantae; Streptophyta; Magnoliopsida; Rosales; Cannabaceae. The coding region runs from base 1 to 4092 and encodes 1363 amino acids. The transcript has a single exon. The record is from RefSeq and is a predicted model, not a curated record. Gene Ontology annotation, molecular function: RNA-DNA hybrid ribonuclease activity; nucleic acid binding.
AUGAAUAUCAUCAGUUGGAAUGCCCGGGGUUUGGGGAACCCGAGUGCAUUCAGGUAUCUGUGCUUGCUUGUUCAAGAGCAAGCUCCCUGUGUUCUUUUUAUAAUGGAAACUAAGUUGCAAUAUGGUAGUAUAGAUAGAUUUCGUAAUACAUUACAUUUUCCUAAUGGCAUUGAAGUACCAAGGCAAGGACUCGGAGGUGGGCUUAUGCUACUUUGGAAGCCCCAUGUCACACUUUCCAUUAACAAUUUCUCACAAAAUCACAUUGAUUGUUUUAUGGAAAAUCAAGAUGGACCAUCUUUGCAUUUUACUGGGUUUUAUGGACACCCUUGUGCUGCUCAAAGACAUCUCACUUGGACUCUGUUACGACGAUGCUAUGAUAUUUCUCCAUUAUCUCCUUGGCUGGUUUUAGGAGAUUUUAAUGAAGUCCUUUCUCAUGAAGAUAAAAUCGGUGGACCAAGAAGAGUAGAAGCUCAGAUUACUGCUUUCAGAUCAGCUAUUGAUACUUGUAAACUCAGUACAAUCCCUUUUCAAGGUGAAAGAACAACUUGGACUAACAAGCAUCAAGGAAAUGGAAAUGUUAAAGAGCGCCUUGAUUAUGGAUUUAUCAAUAGUCAUUGGGAGGCUACUUUUAUUACUCCAUCUAUAACACAUUUGGACUUUUAUAACUCUGAUCAUAGAGCUCUAAAAGCAUCUGUAUCCGCUCUUAAUGAUCAGCCUGAGAUCACGCAUUUUCGAUCACGAUUUCGGUUUGAAAAAAUUUGGUUGAAGGAAGCUGAUUGUGCCGAAAUCAUUCUAGCCAAUUGGAAAACUGGUACCAACAAUUCUUUACUUCAGAUCACAAAUAAUAUUUCGAAUUGUGCUUCCAGUCUGCAACAGUGGCAUUUUUCACACUUUGGUAAUUUGAAAAAAGAAAUUAAGGAGUCUCAUGAACAUGUAUCAGCUCUUCAGAACUCAUCGAGCACAGAUCCUCACCACUUUGAGGCUCUAAAAAAUUCUGAAUCGAUCUUGGAUGAAUUACUAGCUAAGGAGGAGGAUUAUUGGCACCAAAGGGCAAGAAUUUCUUGGAUGAAAUCAGGUGAUUCAAAUACUAAAUUCUUCCACCAACGUGCAAAUGCUAGAUCCUCUAACAAUCGCAUUAAAAAACUCCGAGAUGACGCUGGUAACACCCAAACCAGUGAAUCUGCACUACUGGGAAUUAUUUCCACAUAUUUUCAGACUAUCUUCAGCAGCUCUGGGAUUAAUACUCAUGCAAUUAAUUCUAUAUUGGAUGUAAUUCCAACAACAAUAGAUGCUCAGUCUCGAGAAGCACUUUCAGCACCUUACACUGCUUCUGAUGUUCUCAAUGCACUAAACUCAAUGAGUGAUGAUAAGAGCCCGGGAAUUGAUGGUAUGUCAGUCAUGUUCUUCACAAAUUAUUGGCACAUUGUUGGCUCUCUUGUUACAGAAUCAGUUCUAGAUGUUCUCAACAACAGUGCAGAUCCUACUCUCCUAAACAAAACGAUCAUUACACUCAUUCCAAAGGUUAAAAAACCUCAGCUCAUUACACAGUACCGGCCCAUUAGUUUGUGUAUUGUCCUCUAUAAAUUGAUUUCCAAGUCAAUUGUAUUGAGAAUCCAGCCAUUCUUGCCAUUGGUUAUUUCGGAGUAUCAAAGUGCUUUCAUGUCUCAACGAUUGAUUACUGAUAAUGUUCUAAUAGCUUUUGAGCUGCUACAUUCACUUAAGAAUCGAAAGCGAGGAAAACAAGGUUAUGUUGACAUUAAACUGGACAUGUCUAAGGCUUUUGACCGUGUUAAAUGGCACUAUGUUGCUCAAGUUAUGUUGAAGAUGGGUUUUGGUUCAACCAUGGUGAAUCUUAUUCUUCGAUGUUUACUGAAUGGGAAAGUACUUGGAGAUCUAACCCCCACACGUGGAAUUCGACAAGGUGAUCCACUCUCGCCAUAUCUUUUUCUAUUUUGUGCUGAAGGUCUUUCAAGGUUACUGCAAUCUGAAGAGAACAAUGGAUCUUUACAAGGGCUGUGUGUCUCAAGAACUGCUCCCUCAGUUUCGCAUCUCUUUUUCGCUGAUGAUAGUGUGCUCUUUUGUCGUGCUACUCAACAAUCAGCUAGCUCUAUUCAACAUGUGUUACAUAUUUAUCAUCAAGCUAGCGGUCAAGCAAUCAAUCCGGAUAAAUGUGUGCUCUCUUUCUCUCCGAAUAAAAGGCCUUCUCAUCAACGCUAUUUCCAACAGCUUCUUAACAUGCCCAUACAGCCUUGUCAUGAGGAAUAUCUUGGUCUUCCCUCUUUUGCUGGUCGAGAUAAAACUAAACUUUUCAGUGGGAUUACAGAUAAGAUUUGGAAGCUCCUUAGUAGAUGGAAAGAGCAAUUGUUUUCUGCUGGUGGAAAGGAAGUACUUCUGAAAGCAGUGGUGCAAGCAAUCCCUACAUACGCUAUGAGCUGCUUUCGAUUGCCUGUCACUUUGUGUAAUCAAAUUGAGAGCAUGAUGGCUAAUUUCUGGUGGGGAUCCACAUCAUCUGGCAAUGCCAUUCAUUGGAAGAAUUGGAAUUCUCUUUGUAAAGCCAAGGUUCAUGGAGGUUUAGGCUUUAGGAACUUCAUCCAUUUCAAUCAAGCCUUACUAGCUAAGCAAGCUUGGCGAAUAUUGGAAUCACCAAACUCUCUUCUCAGCCGUGUUCUGCAUCAUAGAUAUUUUUUGAAUGGUAGCUUUCUUACUGCUGGUUUAGGUGCCUGUCCUUCAUUAACAUGGCGAAGCAUUGUUUGGGGAAAAGAACUUCUUGCUAAGGGCCUUCGUUGGAGAGUAGGAAUUGGAGAUCGAAUCAAUUGUAAGUCUGAUCCGUGGCUUCCUGGUCAUACUGAGUUCACACCUUUCAACUUCAUAGGCAAUGAUAAUUCACUCCAAGUUGCUGAUCUGAUCACUCAGAAUAGACAAUGGGAUUUAACUACUAUCUCAGCAAACUUUGGUCAAGCUGACAUAGAUAUAAUACUCUCCAUCCCUCUUACCAUCUAUCCCUCAGAUGAUAUUUUAAUUUGGAAUGGCACUAAUUCGGGGAAUUACAUGGUUAAAUCUGGCUAUUACUUUGCCUCUUCCCUGGCUGAACUUAAUGAUGCUGGCAGUACUUUCUCAAGUGAAAAUUGGUGGACUAAGUUUUGGAAGUUGAAAUUACCUUCGAAACUUCGCAUAUUUGUCUCGAAAGUAUAUCAUAAUGUCCUACCAGUGGCUGCUGAACUCAACCGCAAGCAUAUUGCAGAAUCACCUUACUGUCCUUUGUGUAAAAUGCAGAAAGAAUCAAUAAAUCAUGCUUUGUUCCUCUGCUCCCGAGCCAAGGAGGUUUGGUGUUUCUUUCCUCAUACUUUGAAUUUUAAACUGGCUGCUACCACUACAUCAGAGGAAUUCCUGCUCUAUGUCUCGGCCAAUACAUCUACACCAGAUUUUGAACAGUUUCUCACUCUCUGUUGGAGUAUUUGGUUUGAGAGAAAUGCUGAGUUUCAUGGUAAAUUGCCCAAGCAGCCUGCUGCUAUCUUCACGUUUGCUACUGGCUACAUCUCAAAGUAUCAAACUGUGCACAACUCGCAACAGAUUACUGCUGUUUCUCCAGUUGCAGACCCCACUCCAACAUUUGUCUCACCAAAUGCACCCUCACCUACUCCUUGGAUCGCACCUCCUGUGGGUAAAUGGAAGCUAAAUACUGAUGCAGCCUGCAACAGAUCUAAUAAAUUAAUUGGUAUAGGUGCUGUAUUGAGGGAUUCCAAUGGCUACAUCAAAGCUGCUUUUUCCAAAUCGAUUAUAGGGUGUUUCAAACCUGAAGAGAUGGAAGCUACUGCUAUGGCUUUAUCUCUGCAAUGGCUCAUCAACCUCGGCUUAACUGCUGACUUCAUUGAAACUGAUUCAUUAUUAGUAGUUCAGGGUUUAAAAGCUGCACUUCAUUGUAAUUCUGCUUUUCAUUCUAUGUUAAAAGAUGUCAACUAUUUAGUAUCCUUUUUCCCACGAGCACAGGUCACUCAUGUUAGGAGAUCUGCUAAUACUUAUGCCGAUGUCUUGGCUAAGUUUGCUCUUACGGUGGAUGCUGAUUGUUGGAGGAAUUUCCACCUCCACUUAUGA